Messenger RNA from Alternaria alternata, 489 nucleotides. RefSeq lists its product as hypothetical. The coding region runs from base 1 to 489 and encodes 162 amino acids. The record is from RefSeq and is a predicted model, not a curated record. Lineage: Eukaryota; Fungi; Ascomycota; Dothideomycetes; Pleosporales; Pleosporaceae. The transcript is spliced from 3 exons.
AUGCCAGUCCUCACCCGAUUUUUGGUUGCCUUUAACGGCACCCGCCCCCACCAAGGCAACGGCACCGUCCUACCUCCAGGCGCCUACGUGCAGCCGAUCGAAGACGAGGUACUGUGGUGGAAAUAUACUGUUGGAGCAGUAGGAUUAUUGGCGGGAAUUGGGGCCUGUAUCACCGGCGUUUACCUGUGUGUCGUGAAAUGGCAGGAGCGUGCUGCUAGACAAGCUUCUGGCGCUGCACCCGGUGCGGCCCUUCCGUCCGAUGCUCCAGGUCCGGUCGAGGAUUACUACGAGCUAGGUGCUUUCAACGACCCGCCACCGCCUUAUCAAGCGUCAGGCGCUGGUAUCGAACCGCAACAAGGGCGUCCUGAACGGGACGAAGGUGACAUGGACAAUGUGGGGAGACGGAUUCCCCACAUCGCUAGACAAUUGGGCGAUUCGGCAGAUGCUCCGACACCGCCAGCCAUGACUGUCAGCCGUGAACAUGCUUAA